Molecule: messenger RNA, 657 nt
Organism: Micropterus dolomieu (smallmouth bass)
Lineage: Eukaryota; Metazoa; Chordata; Actinopteri; Centrarchiformes; Centrarchidae
Product: RING finger protein 222
Exons: 1
Coding region: 31-657 (208 amino acids)
Source: RefSeq, a predicted model, not a curated record
UGUUGCAGUAGGCAAUUUAUUUUUCCUUCCAUGGCAUUUUACAACGAAGAUAGCCAGGAGGACGCACGAGAGUGUCCAGUGUGCUAUGAGGGUCUGUCGGGCACGGAGAGGACUCUGAGCUGCGGACAUGUAUUCUGCCACGACUGUCUGGUCAAAACGCUGGUCAGCAUCAACAACGAAGGAAACAUCAAAGGCACUAUUGUUUGCCCUAUCUGCCGACAUCUUACAUUCAUUAAGAAACAAAAGGAAACCCUUGUGUCCCUUGCGGCGAAUAAGGAUCCAGAUGAAGCGCAGACGCUACAGGUGCCUCUCCCUCUGCCACUGAGAGAGCUCCAGAGCGCACGGCGCGCCUCCAGGGACAGUUUACCGAGGGGAGUUAACUGGAUUGCUCACAGCUUUAGGUGGAUGUCAGAACGAGUCCGUCGACAGAGGUUGAUCAUCCCCAGCCAUAAUGCAUUUCAGAUCUUUAUCAUAAGCGCUGAAGGGCGACCCAUGUGUGAAGACGACGUGCUCAGCGUUGUGGUGACAGCUGUUCGACCCCAGGGCAGGCGAAGGCGCAGGAUUUGCACAACUGCACGAUGCCUGUUCGUUUUGCUUUCAGUGUUUACGUUACUGGCACUAGUGGCGGCAACUUUACCCUGGGUUUUGUUGGCAUAG